This is a messenger RNA of Coregonus sp. 'balchen', 13238 nucleotides long. Lineage: Eukaryota; Metazoa; Chordata; Actinopteri; Salmoniformes; Salmonidae. The record is from the annotation of a GenBank genome assembly.
UAAGAGGUUUACUGACUGAGGGCUCUGGACAGUCCACCUCUACCUCCACCGCUAGUCAUUUCAAACCGCAACAGUAACUAUCCGGUGUCCUAUUUUUGGCAGUAAUUGAGAUAUUAUCAGUAUUUCUUCUAUAUUCUGAAUAUUCACACUCUUAUUUUUUGGACCCCUCCAGGAUUGUUAGCCAAGACAAACGCUGAGGAUGGCUGGUCAGCUGCAGGACGUCAUCCAGAGAUGGGUAAGCUAACAUGCUAACAGUGGCUCAUACCAGAAUGAUAACAACUAGCUAUGCUUAUAAUAAUAUGAUUGAUAUUACAUUUUCUACAAUAAUAUGACUAAUCAGAUGCAUAAUACUGUCAGAAUUAUUACUUUGAACUAGCUGUCUCUGUGAGUGGUGUGGUGUCAGUUGGCAUUUUGUUUCUCUACAGCGAGAAGCCGUGGUGGAAGAUGGUUUAAGGCCAGAGGACCAUGAACUGUUCCAGAAUGCUGGAUUGAUGUGUAUUAAUCAGGGUGACACGACACAACUGCUAGACUUCAUUCAGGAUGAGAAGAACAAGGUAAAUGCAUCGAUCACCAUCACAUUCACAAGCCCUCCUAUGAAACCCCCUCUCAUGCUCCGCCAAGUGAGUAAUUAAAUUCACAGAUAUCCUAAGAUGAAUCACACCUUACUGUUACAGAGUGAACAGGGAGGACAUUGGGUGCUUUUACACUGCUCCAUUUGUGAAAAUUGUUGUAAAAUAUACCUUGUGUUUGACACAUUUCUACACAUUGACAGUGUAGUGUAGUAGAUUCCAGAGUCCCAGAGGCCGAUAAUAGUGAAGACAGACACAGUCACACUCCAGUCUCCUCUGUGACAACAUCAGCAAGUCUACUACUACAGCUAACAGUACACUUUCACAGCCACUUUGCCAUCAUGGACAUAUAGUUUGCAUCCCAAAUGGCACCCUAUUCCCUACAUAAUGCACUACUUUUGACCAGGGCCCUGGUAAAAAGUAGUGCAUUAUGUUGGGAAUAGGGUGACAUUUGGGAUGUAUACAUAAAAUAACGAUCGCCUCUCUGCCACUACCCAGAGCUUGUUGGUGGGCUGUUGACCUGAAGGUGUGAGAACUGAACCAGCCGAUAUCCAGUCAGAUUUCUCGCUCCAGUGAUGGUGACCCUGUUUGGAAAGGCUCUUCCCUAAGUGCCCUUGGUUGUCCCACCUCCCCACGCCUUCUUUUGCUCUACACCCUACACUUACAGGAGCAUGUGUCAGGGUGGUUUUUCUAAGUCUUUCAGCAGCUAAAGGAGCCUCAGGAGGUUUCUGGCUGGGAGAAAUUGAAUUGACUCAUAAAUGAGAAAUCUGUGAGAAAGCCUUCAACUUGGACGUCAAGGAUUAUCAAAUCAAAUCACAUUUUAUUUGUCACAUGCGCCGAAUACAACAGGUGUAGACCUUACAGUGAAAUUACUUACUUACAAGCCCUUAACCAACAAUGCAGUUUUAAGAAAAAUAAGUGUUAACUAAAAAAUAGAUAUGUAAAAAUGUUUAAAUAAAUAACAAAUAAUAAUAAUUAAAGAGCAGCAGUUGCCAUACCAGGCAGUGAUGCAACCAGUCAGGAUGCUCUCGAUGGUGCAGCUUUAGAACCUUCUGAGGAUCUGAGGACCCAUGCCAAAUCCUUUCAGUCUCCUGAAGGGGAAUAGGCUUUUUCGUGCCCUCUUCACGACUGUCUUGGUGUGUUUGGACCAUGAUAGUUUGUUGGUGAUGUGGACACCAAGAAACUUGAAGCUCUCAAUCUGCUCCACUACAGCCACGUCGAUGAGAAUGGGGGCAUGCUCGGUCCUCCUUUUCCUGUAGUCCACAAUAAUCUCCUUUGUCUUGAUCACGUUAAUGGAGAGGUUGUUCUCUUGGCACCACACGGCUAGGUCUCUGACCUCCUCCCUAUAGGCUGUCUCAUCGUUGUUGGUGAUCAGGCCUACCACUGUUGUGUUGUCGGCAAACUUAAUGAUGGUGUUGGAGUCAUGCCUGGUCAUGCAGUCAUGGGUGAACAGGGAGUACAGGAGGGGACUGAGCACGCACCCCUGAGGGGCCCCCAUGUUGAGGAUCAGAGUGGCAGAUGUGUUGUUACCUACCCUUACCACCUGGGGGCGGCCCGUCAGGAAGUCCAGGAUCCAGUUGCAGAGGGAGGAGUUUAGUCCCUGGGUCCUUAGCUUAGUGAUGAGCUUCGAGGGCACUAUGGUGUUGAACGCUGAGCUGUAGUCAAUGAAUAACAUUCUCACGUAGGUGUUCCUUUUGUCCAGGUGGGAAAGGGCAGUGUGGAGUGCUUUAGAGAUUGCAUCAUCUGUGGAUCAGUUGGGGCGGUAUGCAAAUUGCAGUGGGUCUAGGGUUUCUGGGAUAAUGGUGUUGAUGUGAGCCAUGACCAGCCUUUCAAAGCACUUCAUGGCUAUAGACGUGAGUGCUACGGGUCUGUAGUCAUUUAGGCAGGUUACCUUAGUGUUCUUGGGCACAGGGAACAUGCUUGAAACAUGUUGGUAUUCCAGACUCAUUCAGGGACAGGUUGAAAAUGUCAGUGAAGACACUUGCAAGUUGAUCAGCGCAUGCUCGGAGUACACGUCCUGGUAAUCCGUCUGGCCCUGCAGCCUUGUGAAUGUUUAACUGUUUAAAGGUCUUACUCACAUCGGCUAUGGAGAGCGUGAUCACACAGUCGUCCGGAACAGCUGAUGCUCUCAUGCAUGCUUCAGUGUUGCUUGCCUCGAAGCGAGCGUAGAAGUAAUUUAGCUUGUCUGGUAGGCUUGUGUCACUGGGCAGCUCGCAGCUGUGCUUCCCUUUGUAGUCUGUAAUAGUUUGCAAGCCCUGCCACAUCCGACAAGCGUCGGAGCUGGUGUAGUACGAUUCAAUCUUAGUCCUGUAUUGACGCUUUGCCUGUUUGAUGGUUAGUCGGAGGGCAUAGCGGGAUUUCUUAUAAGUGUCCAGGUUAGAGUCCCGCUCCUUGAAAGCAGCAGCUCUACCCUUUAGCGCAAUGCGGAUGUUGCCUGUAAUCCAUGGUUUCUGGUUGGGGUAUGUACGUAUGGUCACUGUGGGGACGACGUCAUCAAUGCACUUAUUGAUGAAGCCAGUGACUGAUAUGGUGUACUUCUCAAUGCCAUCAGAAAAAUCACGGAACAUAUUCCAGUCUGUGCUAGCAAAACAGUCCUCUAUCUUAGCAUCUGCUUCAUCUGACCCCUUCUUUAUUGACUGAGUCACUGGUGCUUCCUGCUUUAGUUUUUGCUUGUAAGCAGGAAUCAGGAGGAUAGAAUUGUGGUCAGAUUUGCCAAAUGGAGGGCGAGGGAGAGCUUCGUACGCGUCUCUAUGUGUGGUGUAAAGGUGGUCUAGAGUUUUUUUUCCCUCUGGUUGCACAUUUAACAUGCUGGUAGAAAUUAGGUAAAACUGAUUUAAGUUUCCCUGCAUUAAAGUCCCCGGCCACUAGGAGCGCUGCCUCUGGAUGAGCGUUUUCCUGUUUGCUUAUGGCCUUAUACAGCUCAUUGAGUGCGGUCUUAGUGCCAGCAUCGGUUUGUGGUGGUAAAUAGACAGCUACGAAAAAUAUAGAUGAAAACUCUCUUGGUAAAUAGUGUGGUCUACAGCUUAUCAUGAGAUACUCUACCUCAGGCGAGCAAAACCUCGAGACUUUCUUAAUAUUAUAUUUUAAUAUUAUAUCAUACUUUAAAAUGAGAACAUGUAAGGGAAAUGUAGUUCAUUUUGAUGGUCAUAAAAGGGUCUAUAGCUACCCUGCAAGGACGUCAUGGAGUCAUAAAAGGGUCUGUAGCUACCUCGCAAGGACGUCAACUUAUUGAUCGAAUUGAGGGGGUAGUCAAGGUGGUCAUAAUCAAGAGAGCCCACAUUCAACCAACAAUUUGUAUGCCACCCCAUAAACUUGUGCAACUGUUGCAGCAUUCUUUGUAAAUGUAAAAAGUAGACACAACAUGACUCAGAAGUUUCUGGUUAUUUUAUCUGACCCAGGGUAUAGUGGAGUCUAUGGGCUGUGGCCUUCUGGCUUCCCUGGUGGCCGAGGUACUGAAGAAGAAGAGUUCCUUUACCUGUCAGGCCGUUAUCACACACCUGGCCAAGGUAAACUAUAAACACUAUGAAUGACCUUUGACAGAAGUGGCUGGCAGGAGGCUAAACAGUGGGUAGAUUCACAUGGCAUGGCAUCAGAGUUAACAGUAAUGUAUAAAUCUGCUCUCUCAGACAUGCAGCCCGAUGGAACUCAUGCUGAUUUUUCUCGGCCAAGUGGAUGACCUUCAUCCGGACCUCAUCGCUGAUACCAUCGUACUUAUGGCCCCCCAUCUUCAGACAGGUAAUACUGAGCAGUGGUAUAACUAGUAAAGAUACAGUAGAAUAUUAUAGAAUAGAAUGCAGUAUAUACAUAUGAGAUGAGUAGUGCAAGAUAUGUAAGCGUUAUUAAAGUGACUAGUGUUCCUUUAAGAAAUGGAACACUAGUCAAUUUAAUAAAGUUUACAUAUCUUGCACUACUCAUCUCAUAUGUAUAUACUGCAUUCUAUUCUAUAAUAUUCUACUGUAUCUUAGUCCAUGCCGCUCUGUCAUUGCUUGUCCACAUAUGUAUAUUUUCUUAAAUUCCAUUCCUUACAAGUCUUGUGUGUAUUGGGUAUAUGUUGUGAAAUUGUUAGAUAUUACUUGUUAGAUAUUACUGCACUGUCGGAGCUAGAAGCACAAGCAUUUCGCUACACCCGCUAUAACAGCUGCUAAACACGUGUAUGUGACAAAUACAAUUUGAUUUGAUUUGAUUUAUAGCUGCUACAGGUAACACGGUGAAUUGUGAAGGCUAUCUCCUGCAGAUGUUGUUUGCUGCCCUCUACUGGACACUUACUGUAACUUCAUUUUGAUGACAUUUACUUUCAUUUUUUUCUCCCGAUUUAAAAAAAAGAUGUAUAAACAAACAAACAAACAGAACACAAAAACAACACAACCACCACAGCCAAUACACACCCCAACAUGCCCACAACUGUCCAUGAACCUACAAAAACACAGUAGCCUUCCCUUUCAAUACACAUAUACAUAUCAAAUUCAAACACAAUUAUGUCUGUUGGGAAAUCUUACACUCCUCAAGAUGACCAAUGUAUGGUUUCUAGAUUUUAUCAAACAUGUCUUUUUUUUUUGGCUUAAUUUUAUAAAACACAUAAUCUAAUGGAAUGUAACUACAUAGUUCAGCCCUCCAGUUCGUUAUUGACGUUGAGUGAGUAUGAUGCUUUCCAAUUGAUAGCUAUACAUAUUUUUGCAGCAAUUAGACCUACACUACCAUUCAAAAGUUGGGGUCACUUAGAAAUGUCCUUGUUUUCAAAAGAAAAGCAAUUUUUUUGUCCAUUAAAAUGACAUCAAAUUCAACUGUGUUCCAAUGGCACGUUGUGUUUGCUAAUCCAAGUUUAUCAUUUUAAAAGGCUAAUUGAUCAUUAGAAAACCCUUUUGCAAUUAUGUUAGCACAGCUGAAAACUGUUGUGCUGAUUAAAGAAGCAAUAAAACUGGCCUUCUUGAGACUAGUUGAGUAUCUGGAGCAUCAGCAAUUGAGGGUUCGAUUACAGGCUCAAAAUGGCCAGAAACAAAUAACUUUCUUCUGAAACUCGUCAGUCUAUUCUUGUUCUGAGAAAUUGCCAAGAAACUGAAGAUCUCGUACAACGCUGUGUACUACUCCCUUCACAGAACAGUGCAAACUGCCUCUAACCAGAAUAGAAAGAGGAGUGGGAGGCCCGGUGCACAACUGAGCAAGAGGACAAAUACAUUAGAGUGUCUAGUUUGAGAAACAGACGACUCACAGGUCCUCAACUGGCAGCUUCAUUAAAUAGUACCCGCAAAACACCAGUCUCAAUGUCAACAGUGAAGAGGUGACUCCGGGAUGCUGACCUUCUAGGCAGAGUUGCAACGAAAAAGCCAUAUCUCAGACUGGCCAAUAAAAAUAAAAGAUGGGCAGUUCUGUGAAGGAAGUAGUACACAGCGUUGUACGAGAUCUUCAGUUUCUUGGCAAUUUCUCGCAUAGAAUAGCCUUCAUUUCUAAGAACAAGAAUAGACUGAUGAGUUUCAUAAGAAAGUUAUUUGUUUCUGGCCAUUUUGAGCCUGUAAUCGAACCCACAAUUGCUGAUGCUCCAGAUACUCAACUAGUCUCAAGAAGGCCAGUUUUAUUGCUUCUUUAAUCAGCACAACAGUUUUCAGCUGUGCUAACAUCAUUGCAAAAGUGUUUUAUAAUGAUCAAUUAGCCUUUUAAAAUGAUAAACUUGGAUUAGCAAACACAACGUGCCAUUGGAACACAGGACUGAUGGUUGCUGAUAAUGGGCCUCUGUACGCCUAUGUAGAUAUUCCAUUAAAAAUCUGCCGUUUCCAGCUACAAAGCCAUUUACAACAUUAACAAUGUCUACACUGUAUUUCUGAUCAAUUUGAUGUUAUUUUAAUGGACAAAAAAUUUGCUUUUCUUUCAAAAACAAGGACAUUUCUAAGUGACCCCAAACUUUUGAACAGUAGUGUAAGUUACAAAACGUUCUUUGAUAUUGGUCAAGAAUAUUGACAUUUCCGAAGAGUCAUAACCGUGGAGAUGGAUGGAUAUAAAUUCCUUGACACAAUGAUAUGAUAGCACAGACAUUAUCCCAAAAUGGUGUCAAUUUCUCACAGGACCACAGCAUAUGUAAUAGGGUUCCUUUGAGUUUUUUGCAUCUCCAACAGCGAUAUGACAUUUCUGGGUACAUUACAUGCAUUCUGGCAGGAGUGUAGUAAAUCCUAUGGAUUAUCUUGAAUUGCAAUAAUUUAUGUCUAAGGUUGUAGGAGCAAAUAUAAAAAUUUUCACAUAUCUGUGACCAAUAGUUCUCAUCAAUUUCUUCUUUGAGAUCUGUUUCCCAUUUUUACCUUAUAGGUUCUGAGCUAUCAGGUAGAAAUUCAGUCAACCCUUGAUAUACAGUGCCUUCGGAAAGUAUUCAGACCCCUUGACUUUUUCCACAUUUUGUUACGUUACAGCCUUAUUCAAAAAUGGAUUAAAUAAAUAAAAAUCCUCAGCAAUCGUCAUACAAUACCCCAUAAUGAUAAAGCAAUAACUCGUUUAGACAUUUUUGCUAAUUUAUUCAAAAUAAAAACAGAAAUACCUUAUUUACAUAAGUAUUCAGACCCUUUACUAUGAGACUCGAAAUUGAGCUCAGGUGCAUCCUGUUUCCAUUGAUCAUCCUUGAGAUGUUUCUACAACUUGAUUGGAGUCUACCUGUGGUAAAUUCAAUUGAUUGGACAUGAUUUGGAAAUGCACACACCUGUCUAUUUAAGGUCCUACAGUUGACAGUGCAUGUCAGAGCAAAAACCAAGCCAUGAGGUUGAAGGAAUUGUCCGUAGAGCUCCGAGACAGGAUUGUGUCGAGGCACAGAUCUGGGGAAGGGUACCAAAACAUUUCUGCAUCAUUGAAGGUCCCCAAGAACACAGUGGCCUCCAUCAUUCUUAAAUGGAAGAAGUUUGGAAUCACCAAGACUCUUCCUAGAGCUGGCCACCCGGCCAAACUGAGCAAUCGGGGGGAGAAUGGCCUUGGUCAGGGAGGUGACCAAGAACCCGAUGGUCACUCUGACAGAGCUCUAGAGUUCCUUUGUGGAGAUGGGAGAACCUUCCAGAAGGACAACCAUCUCUGCAGCACUCCACCAAUCAGGCCUUUAUGGUAGAGUGGCCAGAUGGAAGCCACUCCUCAGUAAAAGGCACAAACAAGAUUCUCUGGUCUGAUGAAACCAAGAUUGAACUCUUUGGCCUGAAUGCCAAGUGUCACGUCUGGAGGAAACCUGUCACCAUCCCUACGGUGAAGCAUGGUUGUGGCAGCAUCAUGCUGUGGGGAUGUUUUUCAGAGGCAGGGACUGGGAGACUUGUCAGGAUCGAGGCAAAGAUGAACGGAGCAAAGAACAGAGAGAUCCUUGAUGAAAACCUGCUCCAGAGCGCUCAGGACCUUAGACUGGGGCGAAGGUUCACCUUACAACAGGACAACGACCCUAAGCACACAGCCAAGACAACGCAGGAGUGGCUUCGGGACAAGUCUCUGAAUGUCCUUGAGUGGCCAAGCCAGAGCCUGGACUUUAACCCGAUCGAACAUCUCUGGAGAGACCUGAAAAUAGCUGUGCAGCAACGCUCCCCAUCUAACCUGACAGAGCUUGAGAAGAUCUGCAGAGAAGAAUGGGAGAAACUCCCCAAAUACAGGUGUGCCAAGCUUGUAGCGUCAUACCCAAGAAGACUCGAUGCUGUAAUAGCUGCCAAAGGUGCUUCAACAAAGUACUGAGUAAAGGGUCUGAAUACUUAUGUAUAUGUAAUAAUGUUUUACAUAUAUUUUUUUUAAUAAAUUAGCAAACAUUUCUACAAACUUGUUUUUGCUUUGUCAUUAUGGGGUAUUGUGUGUAGAUUGAUGAGGGAAAAAAACAAUUUAAUCAAUUUUAGAAUAAGGCUGUAACGUAACAAAAUGUGGAAAAAGUCAAGGGGUCUGAAUACUUUCCAAAGGCACUGUAACUUGGCAAUCAACUUCUUUGGUUGCAGCUUCUUUCAGUAUUUUUUCAAUGCUAGAUGCUUUAGGUUAAUCCAGAUUCUGUUGAAGCGAUUUAAUAAGAUUUCUUAAUUGGACUUAGAUAACCCACAUUUUUAUUGUAAUUGAUUGAAUGACAGUAGAGAGCCAUUUUCAUACAUUCCUUUCCAAAUAUUUAUUAAUAAAUUCCCUCAAAACAAGUCAGAAUGCAGUAAAAUAACCUAUACAUAAUGCAUUGCUUCAAUUACUUAAAAAAACGUAUCCUUGCCUCUUCUAGUGCUAUUCAUGUUGUUGACUUUUAAAUGUCUCCUUCCCUCUCCUAGUGCUGCUGCGUCUGGGUGAGGAGAAGGCUCCCUGGGUAGGUCUGGCUCUGGCUGCCCUACAGAAGCAGGUGUCCAGGCUGCCAGUGCCUUACACCAAGGAGCAAGAAGUGGAGGAUGCCUACGGUCUGUGUCGUUGCUGCUCAGCCCUGGCCAGGUUCAUGGAGCCAUUCGUGGAGGAGGUGAAGAGGAAGGACAACAGCGAGGAUGGUGGCACUGCUUCAGACAAUCAGCUAAAGACUGAGCUUCUUAAGUUGUAGGUGUAUGUCUGCCUGCCUGCCUGCCUGUCUGUCUGUCUGUCUGUGUGCUUUGUUGGAUAUGAAUGUUGGUAAAAGGAGCACUUUUUCCUAGAUUUAUCAAUCAGAUGUAGUUGUUGGUAGGGUUAUAAUCAGGAGAGUAGAAGAUACUGCACCGGCUUGUUGAUCUGUAAGGCAUAUUAUUAUUCUAUCUACAGCUGCAUGGGGAGCUUGAGGGAGCCGCUCCUUCAGGCACAGCUUGAUCAGGCUAUAGACAUCCAUAAACAGUCUCCCCUAUGGCACUUUGCGACAGACAUCCUGGUAAGUAAUCUGGGCCUACUUGGUGGCUCUGCACACUACACUAAGGGUUAGCUCUUUUUUCUACUGCAUCUCCCAGCUAGUAAGCGAGACUACCCAGCAAGGCAAUCAACCUCGUAGAGACAAUUUGAAUAUGAACUUAGCUAAAACAAGACUACAUUGUGUUUUUGAUCCUAGGCCACCCUACCAGCCAUCCAGGAGCCUCUCCCAGGCCUCCUGUUCUACAAGGCUCUGAAGAAGAGGGAGAAGUCUGACCUCCUGACAGACAGUACUGAAGCCCAGGAGUCACGGGCCUGUCUGGCAUACCUGCUCUUUGUCCAGCUCAUCACCAUUGAGAGCUUUCCAGCAGUCUUCAGGUGAAACACAGUAGAAAGGUUCUGAAUAACCGUGUCAUUGAAGAUAUGGGGUGAUAACUAUGUUUGAAACAUAUCAUAGUAUUAAUAUUAUUUUGUUGAUCUCUCAGCCCUGUGUUUGUCCUGCAGUGUAAUAUGGAAUAUAUUGACGUCCUACUGAGUAGGUAUGUUUUCAGAGCUAUACUGUUCUUACAUGAUAAUAAAACCUUGGUUUAAGAUAUACAGUGUUCCUCUAAACAAGAGGUUUUCUUUUCUAAAAUAGAAAGGAAGAAUCGUUCCUACUCAAAGGCCUGGUAAGAACAAAUUGAUUGCAAAUCUUCCCAAUACUAUAUUGAGUGAAUUCUCUGAGUAGUAAGUAUUGCUAACUAUUCUUCUCCAUUCUCUAUCACUCAGGAAUUAUAUACAAAAAGCUUGGAGAGAGUGGAGGAUAACAGCCUCCCAGUUGAGCUGUUGGACCUAAAGUCAUUUUACAGUGUUCCACAGGUGAGUCUGACUACAUACCAGAAGCAGUUAAACAGAUGCAUAUGUAAGACGUAAUAAUAAUAAUUUGUGAUUUGUGUUUUUGUUGUUGUAUGGAAAUGCAGCACUUGGUGCAGAUCCUGACUGUGUGUCCGAUUCAGGGUUUGGUAAUUGAAUAAAACUCCUGCAUGAAUAAAACACAUUGAAACUGUACUAAAUCAAAUAAUUUUGGUUCUGUGUACCUGUUAGCCUAAUAAGUAAUUUCUCCUGUUACCAGAGAGAACGAGGGUUUAAAGUGUUCCAGCUCUUCAUAGAUAAAUUGGGACCUGAGGCUAAGCACAAAUUCUUCAGGUGAGAAUACUGUAUAGUCUGUAUGUCUGCACUGGAUGGAUCUGUAGUACUCUAUAAGAUAGGAUUUAAAGAACAGAGUUUCCCCUAGCACUACACAGCUGAUUUAAAUAACCAACUCAUCAUCAUGCUUUGUUUAUUUGAAUCAGCUGUGUAGUGCUAGUGCAAAAACCAAAACGUGCCCCCGGGGGGGGGGGGGGGGGGGGGGGGGGGGCAGGACCACAAGGUAUUACAAACGGGGUAAGAAAUCUUGAAUAUCCUGAUUUCUUAUCGUAGGUGUAUGAUAAAAACCAGUCGCCAUGCCGGAGUAGAGGGUUACAUUAUAAAGAACAUCAAAAAUCAGAUUGAGCUCUCCUUGAAGGUAAGAUAUAGUACAUGACAUUUUGAUAAACAGGACAGUCGCUCCACUUCAUUGCACUAGAAAAGGUGUAUACAGUGCAACCUGUAAUUGCGUUAUUCUCCUUGUUAUCUCUAGCCAGGUCAUGAGAGUGAAUGGUUUGUGGGGAUCCAGGUUCUUCCCCUACUGAGACUGGUUCUGUGUUUCCCACGGGGCCCCGAAACAGACCUGCUGAACAGUAUGGACAGGUUAGUACCGUUUGACCUCUCCCUAUAUUUAGGGCCGGUUACCUGAUACAGAUUAAACCUAGUCCUGGACUAAAAAAAAACACUGUCAAUGGAGAGCAUUGUGCAUACUUUUUCUAGGACUAGGCUUAAUCUGUAUCUGGGAAACUGGCCCAUAGGGUCUGUCUAAGCAAUCCUGCUACCUCUCUCAAGUCUAAAAUACUAGCCCUGGACUGGUGAGCCUGCCUUGCCCCUCUACAAGCUGUGACUGUGAGCGUUCCCUUAUCUGGUCAUCAUUAAUACUGCAGUAGAGAGCUGCAUAUUCUAGCCACGUAUAUCUGGUGCCCAGCAUAAGGCAGAUGGAACAUGGACUACGGCACAGAUCUAUUCUCUAAUGAAGAUCAGGUUUCAUUCCUAGAAUCCCUUUCUUUCGAACAAUGGAGAUAGCGUUCUUAGCCAACAAGAUAUAAUUGAUUAAUCAACUCUGCAUCCAGUUUAAAACAUAGACAGUAGUAAAUUGGUCAACAUAAACUGACUGUUGUCAACUUGUAAUGCCGGAUUGAAACACAGACAAUAUAAUAUAUAUAUAUAUAUAUAUAUAUAUAUAUAUAUACUGAACAAAAAUAUAAAUGCAACAUGUAAGGUUUUGGUCCCAUAUUUCAUGAGCUGAAAUAAAAGACCCCAGAAAUGUUCCAUACGCACAAAAAGCUUAUUUAUCUAAAAUGUUGUGCACAAAUAUAUUUACAUCCCUGUUAGUGAGCAUUUCUCCAUUGCCAAGAUAACCCAUCCACCUGACAGUUGUGGCAUAUCAAGAAGCUGAUUAAACAGCAUGAUCAUUACACAGGUGCAGUUUUGAGGGAGCGUGCAAUUGGCAUGCUGCCGGCAGGAAUUCCACCAGAGCUGUUGCCAGAGAAUUUAAUGUUCAUUUCUCUACCAUAAGCCACCUCCAACGCGUUUUAGAGAAUUUGGCAGUACGUUCAAACACCUCACAACCUCAGACCACGUGUAUGGCGUUGUGUGGGCGAGCGGUUUGCUGAUGUCAACGUUGUGAACAGAGCACCCCAUGGUGGCGGAGGGGUUAUGGUAUGGGCAGGCAUAAGCUACGGACAACGAACACAACUGCAUUUUAUCGAUGGCAAUUUGAAUACACAGAGAUACCGUGACGAGAUCUGUGACGAGAAGGUAUCUGUGACCAACAGAUGCAUAUCUGUAUUCCCAGUCAUGUGAAAUCCAUAGAUUAGGGCCUAAUUUAUUUAUUUCAAUACACUGAUUUCCUUAUAUGAACUGUAACUCAGUAAAAUUGUUGAAAUUGUUGCAUGUUGCGUUUAUAUUUUUGUUCAGUAUAGUAUUCUUUGUCGUUCUCUACCUUAGGGUAAUGGAGUCUCUCAAUCUGUUACGAUACCUGCUUAUGCGAGACAUGGACUGGCAGCAGACUGUGAGUGUUUUUGACACAUUCAUAUAACUCAGAAUAUUAAACCUAGCUACUAGUCAGUUGACGUGCUUAAGACAAGACAGCAUGGUGAUGGCCUAACGCUGAUGUUUUCAGUCAAGUAUAUGGCCGGAGCUGUGCAAGAUCGAAGAGGACUACCUGCAGAUGCUGAGGGUGUGUCUGGCCCUCUCUAGAGCCUACUACACAGGGCAGGUUAAGAACAUGAGAGAGGACAAGAAGAUUCAAGCACAGGGUAAGAAAGCACAUUUCUCUACACUGCAGUACUCUAAUCUAUUAAAAUGUAUUACAUGUAAAUACUGUGUAUUAUUCUGGGAACAAUGUACAACGUGUUAUACUGUGUACAGAAAUCAAUGUAUUAUUGUGACUCUCAUCCACUAACAGAAGCCAGAGAGGCUAGAGGUGCAUUAGUUCAGACUAUGACCGUGAAGAACGAGAAGGUAUCAGAUAUGACCCCAGAGAUGCAGUAUCAGGUAACUACAGCCACGUUACCACAGCUGUUUUUACGUGCUUGUCACAUUGAAUUUAAUAAUUUGAAUUGGCACUGACAGUUAUUUGGACUUCACAGGUACUGCAGUGUGCUCUGGUGACCUUUGACCUGAUGGAGAGUUUAGUGAUCCGUAUUGAGGAGAUAUCAGAGGAGAAAGUGAAAACUGGGACUGCUGUCUAACAGAGACGGCUCAGAGUCUUAUGCUUUUAAAAAUGAUAAUUCAGGC